ACCAUUCACUUGCAUUGUAUGGGCCUACAGAGCUUCGAUAUUCUUCUAAAAAUCUCUGUUUGUGUUCUGCAGAAGAGAGAAAGUCAAAGAGUAAAUUAUGAGAGAAUUUUCAUUUUUGUGUGAACUAUCCUUUUAAAUUAAAAUGCUAAUUUUGAUUACUAAAAACUAAAAAUGUCAUUCAACUGCACAUCAUAUUCCUCUUAGGAAAUGUUACUGUUAGUAAGUUUAAGGAUACUUCUGUAAGGAUGGGUGUACCUAAAUACCUAAUUGCAUUUUUAUUUUAUGCUUUAUAAAUGUAAGUUAACUCUUUAAAUCAUGAGUUUGUUUUGUGUCAUUCAUUUCCUUCUGACUGUAUUUUUAAAAGGUCACAAAUAAUUACCAGGAAGUAGUUUUGGAAAACAAAAGGUGAUUAAAAGACACAAAAAAGGGAAAUGUUUCCUCUUUAACCAUCAACAUCCAGACAUCCUGCAGUCUUUCUCUAUGUUCAUUUCUGUCAGUGAGUCCCUCAAGAGAAACAUUAACCCAAAACGACCUUGUGCUGUUAUUUACUGCUACAGGAACCCCGAUUUACUGCAAAAGAGGGAGAGCAGAGUGCAGUACUGCGAUAAGUGCAUGCAGUCAAAUGACUGGACAGACAAAAUUGCUUAAGGCCAUACUGAAAUGCAGACCAGUCCAUAGUAUGCAUUAGAAUGAUAAAGUUUGGGAAACUGCAUUAGCCCAGAUCAAUUCAAUUACAUAAGACAAGCUAGCAGACCUUGAGUGACAUGAGUGUUGGUUAUACAAAUUUUAUGGUCCUCUGUUGUGUAAUAUCACGCUGGUGGAUGAUAAGCUAUAUCCUGAACCCGUCACCCCUGAAACAAUGCUCUCUACCGCUGUAAUUGUUAAGUGUAUUUUCCCAAGCCACUGGGAGUGACGAAGGGGGAGACUGAUGGCCCGCCUUAUGCCCACCCCAUCCUCCAUACACCUUUAUCAGUACAAAGCUGCCGCACGUGUGCACAGAGCACCUGAAGUAUCGCACAGACAAAAUGACAUCAACGGAGUCGAAGUCAGAGCUCUUUACUGUAGCCUCUGGCGAUGGAGGGGACAGCCUUCAAAAUCAGCCUAAGAGAGUGUCCUUCUUUGAGCAUUACAUUCAGCCAUGCCUGGCAGAGAUCCUCGGCUCCACUCUCUUCAUGUUUGUGGGCUGUGUGUCAGUGAUGGGCAACGUGGGCAUCAGUGGAAGCAUCCAGCCUGCCCUGGCACAUGGACUAGCACUGGCUAUCGCAAUUGCAAUUUUUGGGGAAAUCAGUGGCGGUCACUUCAAUCCAGCUGUGUCUGUGUGUGUUUACCUCAUCGGAGGAAUGGAAUUAAUUUUCCUGGUGCCAUAUGUUCUCUCACAAAUGUUAGGUGGACUGAUUGCCGCCGGCCUUGCCAAAGCUGUCACUACGAGCAUAGCAUAUGAAAAUGCAUCUGGAGCAGCAUUCAAUGCAGUUCAGGCCACUGAUGGCAUUGGCUCUGCGACUGUGGCAGAAAUGAUAAUGACACUCUUCUUGACAAUGGUUGUCAGCAUGGGUGCCAUAAAUGGAAGGACCCGAAGUCAACUUGCUCCUUUCUGCAUUGGACUUACUGUGACUGCAAAUAUCUUGGCUGGGGGUGGAAUCUCUGGAGCAUGUAUGAAUCCAGCACGGGCAUUUGGGCCAGCAGUGGUGUCUGGUUACUGGACACACCACUGGAUAUAUUGGGUGGGACCUUUGACUGGUGCUCUAGUCACUGUCAGCUUUGUGAGAACUCCCACUCACUGGAUGUGUUUUGUUUUUGGCACCAUACUGAGUAAACUCUAGAGACUGUUGGAUGUGAAAAUCCCAGGAGAUCAGCAGUUACAGAAAUACUCAACAGCCCGUCUGGCACCAACAAUCAUGCCACGGUCCAAAUCACUGAGAUCACAUUUUUCCCCAUUCUGAUGGUUGAUGUGAACAUUAACUGAAGCUCCUGACCCAUAUUUGUAUGAUUUUUUACAUUACACUGCUGCCACAGGAGUGGCUGAUUAGAUAAUUGCAUGAAUAAGUAGAUGUACAGGUGUACCUAAUAAAGUGGACGGUGAGUGUGUAUUAAGCAUUUUACUAUUAUAACCGUUGAAUGACAUAAUAUCAAGGUCUUUGGUACAAAUACAGUGCACAAAUUCUGCCUGCUAUGCAUUAAGAUCAAAUUAACCCCUUAUGAUUGAGGGAUUUUAUUAAUGUAUUUUUAAUUUACUUGCUUCAAAGAUAUCCAGAGUAUAUUAAGAGAAUUUAUUAAACAUCCAUCAACUCAUAUCGCGUUUCAGCUCAAAGUUCACUUUGAAAAAUGAGCAAAUUCCAUGUGUUGUUUUAUUAUGCCAUUUGGGUUGAUAGCAUUUACACCCAAGGCCAUGCAGUAAUGAUCCACUUGACAUCAAAAUCAAUAACACAGAGUUUAUAGUGGGAGAAAAACAGGCCAAAUGUAACCAGUGAUGCAACACAUCUGUUACAGGAAUAAACAAAUAUUUAUUGGUCUUGCUCAGACUGGUGCAUGCACAAAUGUCUAUUAACAGUAUUAUAGAUUUGCCACAUAGUUAAUGAUUGCUUUUUGAAGAACAUAUUCAUUUUGCAU
Myxocyprinus asiaticus (Chinese sucker) is the source of this 2607-nucleotide messenger RNA. RefSeq names its product aquaporin-8-like. Gene Ontology annotation, biological process: water transport; transmembrane transport. Lineage: Eukaryota; Metazoa; Chordata; Actinopteri; Cypriniformes; Catostomidae. Bases 1026 to 1820 code for a protein of 264 amino acids. Gene Ontology annotation, cellular component: plasma membrane. The record is from RefSeq and is a predicted model, not a curated record. The transcript is spliced from 5 exons. Gene Ontology annotation, molecular function: water channel activity.